AUGGAUGCCUCGCAACUGCCCGUGGCCGGCGCUUCGGAUGUCGCAAAUCAGGCGCAUCUGGAGCAGCCCCAGAGCCUUGAUACACCCGCUCCCGCGAGCCUCGGACUGGCGGGACCAGACGAGUUCACAACCUCAAAUGGCUACAGUAGCGACUCGCGCGCCCACUACUCCUCCCACGAAUUCAACUCUCCGGCUCGCGAUUUCCACAAUGAAAACGACCAACCUCGACAGAACUUCUCCCCGCUAACCCAUCAGCCGCAACCCUUAUCGUCAUCCCGUCCCAGCUCCGAAAUGUCCAACAACCUGCCCCAGCCUACACACGACAUCAGCCAAAAGCAACCGUCGCAAGCAGCCAAGAACAGUGUGGUGAUCAAGGUGGGGAUGGUCGGAGAUGCCCAGAUCGGAAAGACCAGUUUGAUGGUGAAAUAUGUGGAGGGUAGUUGGGAUGAGGAUUAUAUCCAGACUCUCGGCGUCAACUUCAUGGAGAAGACUAUCUCCAUUCGUAAUACGGAAAUUACGUUCUCUAUUUGGGAUCUGGGUGGCCAACGGGAAUUCGUCAACAUGCUUCCCCUCGUGUGCAACGAUGCUGUCGCAAUUCUGUUCAUGUUCGAUCUCACGCGCAAAAGCACACUGAACUCCAUCAAGGAGUGGUACCGACAAGGUCGCGGGUUCAACAAGACGGCUAUUCCCUUCCUGAUCGGUACCAAAUAUGACCACUUCGUCAACUUUCCCCGCGAGGACCAGGAGGAGAUCUCAAUUCAGGCGAAACGGUUUGCCAAGGCCAUGAAAGCCAGCUUGAUUUUCAGCAGUACAAGUCACAGCAUCAACGUGCAAAAGAUCUUCAAGAUUGUCCUGGCCAAGGCCUUUGACCUCAAGUGCACAAUUCCCGAGAUCGAAAAUGUUGGCGAACCCCUACUACUGUAUAAGAACGUCUAA
Messenger RNA from Aspergillus costaricaensis CBS 115574, 936 nucleotides. RefSeq names its product Spg1/Tem1 GTP-binding protein. Gene Ontology annotation, molecular function: GTP binding; GTPase activity. Gene Ontology annotation, cellular component: spindle pole body. The record is from RefSeq and is a predicted model, not a curated record. Bases 1 to 936 code for a protein of 311 amino acids. The transcript is spliced from 4 exons. Gene Ontology annotation, biological process: regulation of exit from mitosis. NCBI's taxonomy places the organism in Eukaryota, Fungi, Ascomycota, Eurotiomycetes, Eurotiales, Aspergillaceae.